Molecule: messenger RNA, 1749 nt
Organism: Aspergillus homomorphus CBS 101889
Lineage: Eukaryota; Fungi; Ascomycota; Eurotiomycetes; Eurotiales; Aspergillaceae
Exons: 3
Coding region: 463-1749 (428 amino acids)
Source: RefSeq, a predicted model, not a curated record
CCCCAUCUCAACUUAGCAUGAGUAAAGGGUUGCCACUGUCUCAGAACGUAAGCGAUGGUGCCCACUCUGACGAUAUCAUACUCCACUUGAUCGCGUUGCGGAUCGAUGAGAUCUUGUAUGGCCGCUCCUUCUGUCUAUAUUGGUAUCACUGCGAAUCGACUGUAAGACGCGAAGGAAGGCUUGUCUCAGCACGAAUUGAGUGACAGAGCUGCAUGCAAUAUAAUGCAUUCUCUGGCUUUCUGGGCCAUGAGAACAUAAUUUGGAGAGAAUGAUGAUCGGAGACGCGACUUUGGGCCCACCCAGCCAGGAUCGUCCCGUUUGUGAUUUCAUCCGGAUAAGCAUUUCCCCUGGGGCAGCUGAAUAAUCGCAAGUUCCAAUUCUGUCUCUCAAAACGAGCGCCAAGCGCAGUUCUUGAAACUUAUUCGAGGAUUGUUUAUCAAUUGUUCUGACUUGCGUUUAAAAAUGAGCCAUCUCCUCGACCAUCUCCGCCAAGCUGUGAAGCAAGCCAGGCGGCAUCCGUCGGCCCAGCGUCCCAAGAAAUCGCCCAUAUUUUCAAAGUCUGCGAGUAACACUCGAACGAUAUGGGAGAAGCUCCCAAUGAAUGUUCUAAUCAAGAUUCUUGUGCAAUGUGAAUUGGGCGAGAUUCAUUCCUUUUCGGCGACAUGCCGUCUCGUGCACCAGCGGGUCUAUCAUAUCGAGCCUGCUAUAGCCAAGGCCUAUCUCCAAUGUCGAAGACACAAGGGUCAGGGGAGUGAACUGGCUAUCGGCGACGAUCUCACAUUCAUCUCUGACCUCUUCCCACCGCCGCCUCCCCACUAUACAGAGAGUGGUGCGCUGGAGGAAUCGCCUGAUUACUCGUUUGGGUACUUGACUGAUCUCACCCGGUGCUGGAGGACAUGCAUCCGGUUGUCUUACUACUUUGCUGAAUACCUCGUUCAGCAUUACCUCGAAACUGACACUACGGCCCGGGAACUAUGGGCUUCGUCCAAGACGGAGAAGGAAUUUAUCUACAGCAAAGGUGUCGGCGCACUUCAAGCGCGUCUGCUUCCGUCCAUUGCCUACCUCGUCUACUUUCUUGAAUCUUUCGCCGACACUACCACCCCAACGCACUCCCUCGACGCGCAGGAGCGUAUUCUCCAGGAACCCCCAUUCACAGACCCAGAGGUCCUGCUCUCCACCCACCACACGAUGCACACUCUUAUUCACACCGUCCGCCACCUCAUGGCCCCAGACAUCCCAUUGACCUCCUCUCAAACAUGGGUCAGUCUUCUCCUUACUACCUCCACCCUGGAGCGCAUCGUGGACCUUUUCGCCGCUGUAGCCGCCGACAACCAGCAGCCGGCGGAGAAAAACAAGAAGCAUGAACCCGCCACCAAACCGCACCACCACGAUAACCAUGAACAUGCACACCACCAGACCCAGACGACUAGUUCUCAUGGACAUAACCACACACACUCGACCUCAACCACCUCCCACUCCCACUCCCACCCCUCAUCCCACUGGUCCCACCGCAUGGACUUCCUGUGGCACAUGCGCCGCGAUUACGGGGAUUUCCUGGCCUCCCUAGGCGACCAGGACCCAGAAACCGGGCAUUCAGGACUGGUGCCUCGGCUUCGGGAGAUCUGGUUUGAUGUGGCCGAGCGGGAGAUCCGGGCGAGGGGCCUGGCGGCGCAUUCGGCUGAGGUGGAGCCUGUUUUACAUGGCGGUGGGCCGCGGUUGGGCUGUGAGGUUUGCUGUUCUUUGGUGUAG